Molecule: messenger RNA, 7669 nt
Organism: Phalacrocorax carbo (great cormorant)
Lineage: Eukaryota; Metazoa; Chordata; Aves; Suliformes; Phalacrocoracidae
Source: RefSeq, a predicted model, not a curated record
UCGGAAGCAUGAGCUGGGCGCUGUGCCGUAGCAGAAACGUUAUUUCCAUAAGUCGUACUUCGAGGCCAUCUUUCUUGAGGAGAGCUGCUCUGGGGUCUCUGAUUAGCGGUCCCCUUAAUGAACGUGUUUUGGCUCUCAUUAGGGGACUUAAACCGGGAUUUCCAUUCUGAUCAACGGGCAAGGGGAAUAACCUGUCAAAAAUGGCUGAUAUAACCAAGACAGAAGAACAGGGAGUAGAGAAGAGUUUGGAUGAAGAAGUGGAGAAGCCACCUCGUACUUCAGAAACAGAUUCAGGUAUUGGUUGGGAAGGUGACGGUUCAACUUCAGGUACGGUGCACCCCACUGAAAAUGAAAAAGAAGUUGAUACGGUUAAUCAGGACGGCAGAGCAAAAAGGAAGAAUGUAGAUCAUGAAGAUGAACCUCCGAAGAAAAUACAUGAGACAGGCCAUGGGCAAGCUGUAGCAGCACAUUAUAAUGAACUUCAAGAAGUCGGAUUGGAAAAACGUAGCCAGUCUCGCAUAUUCUACCUCCGAAACUUUAAUAAUUGGACAAAGAGUGUCCUCAUUGGUGAAUUUAUAGACCGGGUACGACGGAAAAAGAGUGAUAUAACUGUUCUGGAUCUAGGAUGUGGCAAAGGCGGAGACUUACUGAAAUGGAAAAAAGGCAGAAUUAAGAAACUUGUCUGUACUGAUAUUGCUGACAUUUCUGUGCAACAGUGCAAGCAGCGAUAUGAAGACAUGAAAGCCCGAUGUCGUUAUAAUGAACGUAUUUUUGAUGCAGAAUUUAUACAAGCAGAUAGUACCAAGGAUCUCUUGUCUUCCAAAUACAAUGAUCCAGAUAUGCGCUUUGACAUUUGCAGCUGUCAAUUUGUUUACCACUACUCAUUUGAGACAUAUGAGCAGGCUGACAUGAUGCUUAAAAAUGCUUGUGGGAGCCUCUCUCCUGGAGGGUAUUUCAUUGGCACAACUCCAAAUAGCUUUGAACUUGUAAAGCGACUUGAAGCUUCAGAAACAAAUUCAUUUGGGAAUGAGGUGUACAGUGUAAAAUUUGAAAAGAAGGGAGAAUAUCCCUUGUUUGGCUGCAAGUAUGAUUUCCACUUGGAAGAAGUGGUUGAUGUCCCUGAGUUCUUGGUUUACUUUCCAUUACUGGAAGAAAUGGCAAAGAAGCAUGGUAUGAAAUUAGUCUACAAAAUGACAUUUCGGGAAUUCUAUGAAGAAAAAAUCAAGAACGAGGAGCAUAAAAUGCUGCUAAGGAGAAUGCAGGCCUUGGAGCCAUAUUCUACAUUUGGUGAUUCCAGGCUUGUUUCUGAUAAACCUGACGACUAUGAACAUGCAAAAGAAUUCAUCAAAGAUGGCAAGGCAAAAUUACCAUUGGGAACCUUGAGUAAAUCUGAAUGGGAAGCAACAAGUAUUUACUUGGUAUUUGCAUUUGAGAAGCAACUGUGAAACUUCAUGUACGGGAUGCAGCAAGAAGAGAUCAUAUCCACAUGCAAAUUGGAAUGGUCAGAAAUCCAUUGUGGCAACUAUUUUUUUAUUUUUUAUUUUUUAAUUAUCAGAAGUGUGCAGGACACUACCAAAAACUAGAGCAAGCUCAUGAUUCUGAGUUACAUUGCCUGUCUGUGACAGAUGGACUUUUGUGUGUAUAUAUAAGAAAGAUUCCGAACCAGUCUUUUUAAGCAUUUCUAAGCAAUCUGCAUGCUCUCAAAACUCAUGUUUGACCUUGACACAAUGUUAUGUUAGAAACAAAUGUUUUGUUAGUAGAAGUGUGUGAUUACAAGCCUGAACCUGUACUUUCUGAAGUUGGUGGAAGAAUGACUGCUGACUUCGAUGGUGCAGAAUGAGGGCCUAAAUAUUGUAUUGCAGAGCUCAGUUAAUCCACAGUGAGAUCUAUCCACACAUAUAGGGUAUGUCUACAUUGCAUGCAGAGCUAAGUGGCAAAUAAUAUCUGAGUCAGUUUGAGUACCUCUGUGCUGUGCUCAAGCCUGCAGUGUAAAUCUACCUUAGCGGUAUUCAAGGUGUAGUUUACAUAGUAAAGUCCCAUGAUGUUCUUGGUUUUUUUUGUGCUUGCUGAUAUGUAGUGUCACUUCAUGGUGCUUUCAAGAUUAAACGAGUUUGUUCUGUACAAAACUGCUCUGAAAGAACUGAAUUUCUAAAGUUUUAAAUAUUUUUGUUUUUCCAAAUAUGACUAUGUGGUGAUCCAUAACAGCUGCUGAACUUAGAUUAAUGAACGUUUUCUAUUGUAUUAAAGACUCACCUAACUUUUUGGUAGUUUUAAUGUCUCCUGAAACUUACUAGGCAGAUCUUAGGAUGUGUUUCUUACUUGUUUCAUAAAAUUCCAAAUGGGCUUGGCAGAAGGAUGAGCUAUUGGUGGUGAUGGGGACCUCAUUGCAGUCCUUAAGGCAUCAGGAGCUUGGUCAUGUACUGGAUGAUGAAUUAAAAGGGGAGCCUGUCCUGUAUAUCAUUUGAUUGUACUAGAAGCUCACUCUGGGAGGGAGGGCUAUGCAUGUGUGUACACACCCUGGUACAUGUGGAUAACAAUCCCUAAAUUAGAGCCAAAUAUCUUGUUUGGGAAUAUAAUCUAGUGAUAUCAAUAGGCAGAACUGUGCCUAAUUACUAUCUUAACUGCCCAUCAGUCUCUUAGCUGGCUUAGGGAUUUCUGACAUGGUGUUUGCUCUGCUUUCUGACAUGGUGUUUGCUCUCACCUACUGAGAGGGCGUGGGUACUUCAUGUUCUUUUUCUCCCUUCUUGAGCUAACAGUAGCAGUUCACAGGUGUUGGCUAGUAUAGUUUACAAAGAGAUGAAAGGGUGAAAUGAUGAUGGUACAUGAGUAUUUUGAAAAGUUAUACUAAACCUAGGAAAGGACAUUUCUGUUACAAAGUUAAGCAUUCAAAUUAUUUGAGUUUGUAGUUGUAUUGCCUUCCCACUGUAAUUAAGUCGUAUUCUUCCCUCCAUGACUCGUGAUAUAAUUUUUUUGUAAUUGUAUAGAACAACACCUAUAACCUUCACCAAAGCAGUAGAAUCAGUCAGUUCUGUUGCUGAGAUUAAGAAAACAAGAAUUUCUUGUCUGCUAGAAUUAGAACUCAUGAAACUAGCUGAAAAAUGCCAACACUUUAGAAGUGCUGAAAUGUUUCAUUGAAAUUUAUGUACAUCAAAGCUAGUUUUGUUAGACUUCUUGUAUCAGAUUUCCUUUGCAAGUACAUUGUUAUGCUAUUUUUGGAAGAAAAUGGAAUAAUAAAAAGAGGGGAAAUACAAUGGAGUGUCUUUCCUCUUUUAAGCAAAUUUCAACAUACCCCAUAAUCACAUAAUGGUUGAUGUUGGAAGGGACCUCUGGAGGUCAUCUGGUCCAACCCUACUCUGCUCAACCAGGUUCACCUAGAGCCGAUUGGCCAGAACCACAUCCAGAGAGCUUUUGAGUAUCUCCAAGGACAGAGACUCCACAACGUCCCUGGGCAACCUGUGCAGGCACUCGGUCACCCUCACAGUGAAAGAGUGUUUCCUGAUGUUGAGAGGGAACCUCCUGCGUUUCAGGCUGUGCUCAUUGCUUCUGUCCCUGUCACUGGGCACCACCGGAAAGAGCCUGGCUCUGUCUUCUUUGCACGCUCCCUUCAGGGAUUUGUAUGCAUUGGUGGUAAGAUGUCCCUGAGCAUUCUCUUCUCCAGACUAAACAGCUGCAGCUUUCUAAGCUGCUCUUCGUGUGAGAGAUGUUCUAGGAUUUUGAACACGAUUGGACCCAGUAUUGACUCCUGGGGUACACUGCUAGUUAGUGGCCUCCAACUAGACUUUGUUCCACUGAUCACCACUCCCUGGGACCAGCUGCUCAGCCAGUUUACAAUCCACCUCACUGUCUGUUCAUCCAAGAUGUUAAAAUCCUUCCUGAAAUCAAGGCAGACUAUGCCACUACUCUCUCCUCAUCUAUCAAGCCAGUCAUUUAUUUCAUCAUAGGAGUUUAUCUGGUUGUUCAAGCAUGACUUCCCUUUGAUGAAUACAUGCUAUGUCUGUUGAUUUUCAUGUCCUUCGUGUGCCUGGAAAUCAUUUCCAAUAUCUGUGGCUCCAUCACUUCAUUGAGGUGAGGCUGACCAUAUUGUAGUUCCAUGGUUCUUCCUCCUUGCCCUUUUUGAAGAUAGGAAAGGCAUUUGCUUUCCUCCAGUCUUUGGGUCCUUCUCCUAAUUGCCGUGAGUAUUCAAAGAUUAUUGAGAAUAGCCUCGUGAUGAUAUCUGCCAACUCCCUCUGCACUCAUUGGUGCGUCCCAUCUGGUUCCAUGGACUCUAGGGUGUCUAGUUUGCUUAAAUAUUCUCUGACCUGAUCCUCUUCAAUCAAGGACACAUCUUCCUUGUUCCAGCCUUUCCUCCUGCUCUCUGGGCCUGGGAUUCCUGAAGGACAGUCUUACUAGUAAAGACAGAGGUGAAGGAGGCAUUCAGGACCUCAGCCUUUUCCAUGUCUUCUGUCACCAGUGUCCCUGUCCCAUUCAGCACUGAGCUCACAUUUUUCCUAGCCUUCCUUUUUCCACCCAUGUACUUAUAGAAGCCCUUCUUGUUGUCUUUGAAAUCUCUGGCCUGAUUCAAUUCAAGGUGGGCUUUUGACUUUUCUAACUGCAUCUCUGCAUGCUUGCACAGUGUCUCUAUUCCUAGCAGGUUACCUGUCUGUGCUUCCACCCUCUGUAGGCUUCCUUCUUGUGUUUGAGUUUUGCUAGGAGCUCCUUGUUCAUCCAUGCAGGCCUCCUGGUGUUUUUGCCUGACUUCCUAUUCAUUAAGAUGGACCACUCUUGAGCUUGGAAGAGGUGAUCUGUUGAAUAUUAACCAGGUCUCUUGGGGGCCCCCCCCUUCCUACCAUGGCCUUAUCCCAUCAGACUCUACCAAACAGAUCUUUGAAGAGGCCGCUCUUCUCUCUUGAACUCCAGCGUUCUGUUGGUUUUUUCCCUGCUCCCUCAUCUUAGGGUCCUGAACUCCAAUAUCUCGUGGUCACAAUGGUCAAGGUUGCCUUUGACCUUCAUGUCCCCAACAAGCCCCUUGGUGGUGGUGAGUAUGAGGCCCAGCAGAGCACCUCACCUCGUUGGUUUCUCUCUCACUUGGUCAGAAAGUUGUCAUCGAUGCUCUUCAGGAACCUCCUGAACUGCUUAUGUCCUGCUGUGUUGUCCCUCCAGUAGAUAUUGAGGACCAGGGCCUGUGAACCUGAAGCUGCUUCUAGCUGUCUGUAGAGGGCCUUAUCCACUUCUUUCUGGUCAGGUGGCCUGUAGCUGACCACCCACUAUAAUGUCACCCAUACCUGUCAUCCCCUUAGUCCUUACCUGUGAGCUCUUAGUUGGCUCAUUAUCCAUCCCAAGGCAGAUGUCCACGCAUUCCAGCUGUGUUUUUACACAAAUGGCAACUCCACCACUUCACAUUGUCUUCCUGGCCUGGCUUUCCUAAAAAGCCUGUAUCCCUUCAUUGCCGCACUCCAGUUUGUGAGUCAUCCUCACAUUGGAUUCCAUGAUCCUUGCAGGUCCUUUCCAACACAGGACAUUCCAUGAUUCUGUGAUCCCACCAUGUCACUGUGAUCUCAGCAAGUUCAUAGCCCAGCAACAGCAACAGGGUAGCCCUGCAACAUUUCCUGAUACAAUAUGUGUCUUCCCAGUAGAAAUGGAUGGCUUCAGAGAAGCAAUUAAAGGAGUGCAGAGCAUCAGGGCCUUCAGGAUUGCUGAUGAAAAGUGAAGACGGGAGUGUCAAGGUCAUUUGAGCUGGAGGAUUUUUUGUAAUACAAAGAGUUUUGACAAUCCCUUGAUUUAAGAAAGAUUGGAGGAGUGAUCCAUGAGAGGUGCUACACCAAUUAAGUGGCCUGAUUUUCAAAUUUGCUUUACAGAAUCAAUGAAUUCAGAUUAGAAAUGACAACUUAACUUUGUAGUUCAGUUUAUCCUCUCUCACCUAGGUGUUGAGGUGUUUGAAUUGGGAACAGGAGCUAGAAGAGGUGCAACCUUUUCCUCUAGUUCCUUAUGUGAUGGCAGACAGUUGACAACUGUGGUAGAAUGCAGUUGCUCAGCAUGUAGUUGCUGUGGAGAGCCAGCACAGCUGAAAAAAAAGUAGUUUGCACUUGUGUUAAAUAGUUUCCUUGCCUCAGGAAACACCUCAGUUCACCAUGAUAGUGGAUGUAUAAAAUCCUGUUUUAACUAAUUGGUUAAUAUGUUCAAAAUUACAAUGUUCUGUAUGUAUAAUUUUGUAUUGAUAAAGAGUCAAGUCAAAAACCAACCCUUUCUAUUCAGUGCCUAUGAAAGAUGCAUUUGCCAAGGUAAGGAUGGAGGACUUGUUCAAAAUAAAGGUACUUGGCUGCCCAUGGCAAUUUGCCCUAACUUUUUUUCUCCCAUCUUUCUUCUCUUUUGAAAGAAGCAGCUAUGUAUUUUGUUUCCUUGUCCUGUAGCUGGGGUUACGAGGCAACAGUUACCCAAGUAAUGUUAGUAUAGGUAGUUGUUCCUUGUGGGGUUCAGGAUAUUCUGCAACCUUACAGCAAAAAUUAGAAAAUGAAAUCUUGUAUUUGUGCAGGAAAUAUGUUGUGCUUUGGUAGAUCACAGUUGUAUCAGUGCUAUAUUGUAUGAGUUUUCUUUUGUGAAUUACACUCCAGUGGUAGAAAUUCCUGCAAAGCACUUAAGUGCGUGAGGUGUUUUGUGCUUAAGUUUUAAGCAAAUGCUUAAGGAGGCGUGUUGCCUGGUAGAAUGUAUUUGAGUGACUUAAGAAGCUAGACUUGCUGCAAGUCUUACACGUACUCCCGUUACAACAUUUGAAUAGUUUAAUUUACAUAAUGUACGUCUCAGUCCUUUGACUAGAAGUAUUUUCCUUUUGAGUCAUAGUCUGUUAAUAAAGCACUCUCUCUUCUAAUAUCUAUUUUUACUACAAAGAGUAAUUUUAUCCUGUACUCUAAUUGCUAAAUUAUGUUUGUAAAGACUUUGGAAACAUUUAAUUUAGAGAAACAUUAAGCUGGGUAGCAAUAAAUUUAAAACACCUGCAGAAUAAUCAAGGGGCUGAUAAUAGCUCCGCUUUUGCGAUCCACUUACUGCUGAAGUAAUAAUGCCCGUGGGGGGAGAAAUGACUUGUCUAAUGUCAAGCAGGAUUAACAGUAGUCUUGUAAUCUUAGUGCCCAAUGUUCCUUGUAUGCUACAAAAGAGAGCCUCUGUCUGUAUGGAAGUUGGGGAACAGACAUCUGUAUUGUCACUCGUGAACGCAAAUAAGCAUCCUGAUUUUUCAGAAUUCUGAAGCACAAGAAUCAGGUCAUUUAAGUGCCAAGAGAGAUGGAGGCAAGUGUUUGAGUGGUUUUUGAACAAGAAACCUCAUUUGAGAUUUAAAGAAAAAAGUCUGAAAUCUGAAUCCUUGUGCUGAUGACAUUAUGCAUACUGUGUAUUGAACUAAAACCUGUUAAUAUAGUGUAGUUUUUUGUAACUUCAGUGUGUGGCAUUUUACAUAGAAGUGCUAGUGUUGAUGAAAUGGCUUUCCCUUAACCUCUCUUAUAGUAUACUUCUUUAAUACAUCACCAUUGUAGAUUUAUAUACUACCUUGAAUGUUUCUGAUACUUAGAGAACAGAUGUAAGGCAGAACAAAGCUAACUUGAUAGAUCAGGUUUUGAUAAGUUAAAGGUUUUCUGGUGGUGCAUAAAUGCCAUUUUGAUGGAAGCUGUCAUUCUUUCUUCGUUUUAUUAAAGCUGGUUCUCAA